Molecule: messenger RNA, 2662 nt
Organism: Klebsormidium nitens
Lineage: Eukaryota; Viridiplantae; Streptophyta; Klebsormidiophyceae; Klebsormidiales; Klebsormidiaceae
Source: the annotation of a GenBank genome assembly
GAAUGAAUGAGCUGAGCAUGUUUUUCGCAAACUUCUCAGCGAGCUCUUUUUAAGCUCUGACUCUGAGCUUGGGCGUCCUGAUGAGGUCCUGAUGACGAGCUGUUGAAGGCAUAGGUCAUUUGUCUGAAAAGCAUCUGAAUUGGCCGGUGCAGUGUACAAGCCCGAGCGCUGUCUUGUUGUGUCAGGAAUAUUGUCAGGUGUGUGUCCAAUCUGAAGGCAGCCCUUUCUAGAUCCGCCAGCCUCCUUGAUCUCCGCACAAGUUGGUGAGAUGGCAGUCUCCGAUUCUGAUGAUGACGACCUGCCCCUAUCCGAACGCCGCAAUUCCCGAAGGGAGUGCAUCCCGCUGAGCGAGCUUGCAUCACAGAGGAAGGGUGCCAAGUCAAAGGAGCCCUCAGUCCCAGAUGCAAUCGCAGUGGCUAGCAAGCCAAAAAAGUCAACUUCCAGCAAGAUUCAGGCUUCGCAGAAGCGAGCUAAAAUGCAGCCCCCAAGUCACGUUCAAGGGCAAGGGAGCAGUUCUGGUGCGCCAGUGCGUUCUAGUCCGAGGCAGCGGAGCGCAAGGCUUUCGUCUGAAAAUUCGCCGUUGACGGCCCUGCCCUGGGAGGUUCAGCUCAAGAUUCUAAGGGAAGUCUGCCUGGAGAAUGCUGCGGAGGCGCCACGCUUGGUGACAGUGUGCUCAUUGUGGCGGCAGCUUGAGGAUGAACCUUCCGUCUGGAAACGAAUUGACGUUCCAAGGGGGCGCCGCGCAGUGUUUGACGACAGCAUUGUAGAAAGAUACACAAGCAAAGGAACCUGGGCUGAGCUUGAAAAGCUCAAUUUGAAAGGAACUAGAAUCUCGAACAAAGGGCUCGCAUGCCUGUCGGAAUGCUGUCCCUCCCUGACCGAUGUAAACCUGGCGGAUUGCAAGGGUGUGAACAGCAGUGGCGUCCUUGAUUGGGCAAGGAAACAGUCGACGCUUCGUGCUCUAACGCUCUCGAGGGCAGACCACGUCGUACGUGAUGCAAUUGUCAAGGCUCUCGUGGUGGAAAGGCCCGAGAUAACGUACCUCCGACUGAAGGGCUGCGAAAAGGUUGGCUCCGUUGCACUUCGAGCCAUCGCAAACGGUCUUCCACACCUGCGAGUGCUGGACUUGACGGGGGCGGGAUUACUGCGGGCAAAGACGAUAAUCCCCAUACUGUUGCUGCAGGCGAAUUGUAGGGACUUGGAAAUUCUUCGACUCUCGCGGUUUGGCCAUUGGUGGGAACCCUGGGCGAACCUGGAAGAAGGGGGAGCUGCGCUGAGAGCAUGGGAUGCGAAGGUGCAAUCGCUCCAGUACAGGGACGAGCCCAGGUCGCACCAAGAACGCCUGGCGCAGAGUACUGACGCACCAGAAUCGUCAGAGGCGGGUUCUUCGGGGGCCAAAGAGAAAACGGUCGGGUUUCCAAAAUUGAGGGAGCUCCGGGUGUCGCCGAACUGGAGGAAUUCCAUUGCGACAGUGCGCAAUUGGGGGAGUAACUUUUCGUCGUCGAGCUUAACAGAUUCGGCCCUGUGGCAGAUUUUGAAGGGAUCCCCCGAGCUGCGCGUUCUAGACAUAGCGGGCAUUGCCAGCGUGUCCGUCAGGAUCAUGCACGCCAUCCCUACGCGGCACCUAGAGGUUCUGGACAUGGCCGGCGCAGCGCUCUUGGGCACGGGGGGUAUAGAGGUGGCGGUCGAGCGGUGGGGCCGCUCGUUGACGUCACUCGACGUCAGCCACUGCGCAAACGUGCGGACGCUCCACGCUAUCCACCAUUGCUGCCGCGCGCUGCGGCGGCUGAACGUGAGCUACACGGCGAUCGGAGAGGAUGACCUCCGGGCGAUACUAAGCAACGAGCGGCUGAUGUCGGUGCUGACGUCAGUGGAUGCGUCGGGCUGCCGAUCGCUGCCUCGGGACAUGCGGCUGCCCGGUGAUUCGGAUCUCGACGUUCUGAGGGAGCGGCUUGGGGUGGAAGGGAGGCGUAGCGGUCGAUCCAAAGAGAAAAACGCUCCCAGAAACGGCAAAAGCGGGAGGCGAAAGUCGCGCCGGGGAGCAGAGGAUGACGUCAGCGAGGGGCGUCCGGCAAAACGGCAGGGGAGCGCUUCGAAAGGCGGGGAAAGGCGGGCGACGGGGAGAGAGCGGUCCAAGAAGCGGGUCAGGGCGUUUGGCGAAGAGGAGGACUCGGAUGACGACUCGGAUUACACCCCAGGCAAGAGGGAGCCGGAGGACUGCUACGCCUGGGACUGAAGGUUUCAAGGUAAACAGUCGUCUUCGUUGGAAGCUUUUACUUGGGCCCCACCGCGUCUCAUUCCUGGCGGUAUCUGACCACACACCUCCUGUAGUCGAUUGUACUGUAUAUAGGUACAGAAGGUGUGGUUUCUGUUUGUAUCAGUAAGUCAGUCGCCUGCUCACCUUAGAUUUUCGCUAUGCAAAGGCUGGUGAAUAGCGUCGGCUCCAGUGUUUUUCCCUGUCCAGAACAUUCGAGCAGGUGAAGAUCGGCAAGCCUCGUAGGCAACAGGGCCAGGGGUUUGAAAGCCCAUACUCUGUGAUGAUGCAGGACAGCUAUGGCGGACGUUUCAGAAAAUCCUCUGGCUUCCGGCUCGACCUUCUGAACUGACACGUAAAGGCAUAUGUACGGUUUCAAUCUGACCGUUUCAAUCAUUUAGUGAACUG